AUGUUCUGCCUUGCUGUGAUAAGUAAUAUACUCAAGCUUUGUUUUUCAAGUUGUGUUGGUGAUACUUGGGGAGCUGAUUUUAUAUAUAUAUAUAUCUGGGGCUUCCCUGGUAGCUCAGCCGAUAAAGAAUCUGCCUUCAAUGCAGGAGACCCUGGUUGGAUUUCUGGGUUGGGAAGGGAUAGGCUAACCAUUUCAGUAUUCUUGGGCUUCCCUGGUGGCUCAGAUGGUAAAAAAUCCGCCUGCAAUGUGGGAGACCUGGGUUCAGUCCUUGGGUUGGGAAGAUCCCCUGGUGGAGGGCAUGGCGACCCACUCUGGUAUUCUUGCCUGGAGAAUCCCCAUGGACAGAGGAGCCUGGCAGGUUACAGUCACAAAGAGUUGGACAUGACUGAGCAACUAAGCACAGCACAGCACAUCUAA
Rangifer tarandus platyrhynchus (Svalbard reindeer) is the source of this 417-nucleotide messenger RNA. Lineage: Eukaryota; Metazoa; Chordata; Mammalia; Artiodactyla; Cervidae. The record is from the annotation of a GenBank genome assembly.